Molecule: messenger RNA, 588 nt
Organism: Exserohilum turcica Et28A
Lineage: Eukaryota; Fungi; Ascomycota; Dothideomycetes; Pleosporales; Pleosporaceae
Exons: 2
Coding region: 1-588 (195 amino acids)
Source: RefSeq, a predicted model, not a curated record
AUGACGUCUACCCACGCCACCCACGCCGCUAGCAGCUGCGCCCCGCCUAUACUUGCCAGCGCCAAUAAUACCCCCAAUAUCAUCCUCGCCAAGAACAACGACGACGACGACGGCGACGACAACAACACCAACAACAACAACAACAACAACAACAACACCAUCAAUAACAAUAACAAUAACAAUAACAAUAACAAUAACAAUAACAAUAACAAUAACAAUAACAACAACAACAACAACAACAACAGAAACGUCAACACCCGCGCGGCACUGACGCUGCUGCUGCGGCCCGCUCGCCUCCGCCUCCCUCUGAUGCCGUGCCAAGUUUCUAGAACGCGGAACCGCCGCCCUCGAGUCCCGCCUAUACACACAAUACACGUACACGCAGCACAAGAUUCGCCAAUGUACGUGUGCAUCGUUGCUUUGUGCUUUGCCACGCUGAACCGCACAAGGUUUACCAUGGUUGCUUCUGGUCGCGCUGUCCAUGAGCGCCCGGCGGUCCGCGCGGUUGGCAUGGGGACGACGCCUGUGCCUGUGCCUGUGCCUGCACCGCCGGCAUCCACCCAAGUCCCCAAGCUGAUGCAGACAUAA